GAGUUUGCUUUAUCCCUUGGAGUUAAGGUCGCGAUUGUCUUGGCAGAGUUCAAGAUCUUCCGCAUGUGCGUCCUGAGCCCCUGCUUUUAAAAUCACUUUGAAAAUUUGCUAACUGCAACCUGCACCCUGGAUGCCGAACAGGGCUGAUCAGUGCUGGUGACCUGGCAAAGCACAGGCCAAGUUUGACCAGCAAGCCAGUUCCUUCCAAGCAGCCAACCUUUUGCCUUAAAGAGGACAUAAGGGACGCUUUUACUUGACAGGAUGGAUGAACAGUCACAAGGCAUGCAGGGGCUUACUGCUCCACCAUUUCAGCCACAGAAAGCCUUGCGACCCGACAUGGGCUAUAAUACACUUGCUAAUUUCCGAAUAGAGAAAAAGAUUGGGCGUGGGCAGUUCAGUGAAGUUUACAGAGCAACCUGCCUGUUGGAUGGGGUACCAGUGGCUCUGAAGAAGGUUCAGAUAUUUGAUUUAAUGGAUGCCAAAGCCCGUGCUGACUGCAUCAAAGAAAUAGAUCUUCUUAAGCAACUGAAUCAUCCAAAUGUAAUUAAAUAUUAUGCCUCAUUCAUUGAAGACAAUGAACUGAACAUAGUGUUGGAAUUAGCAGAUGCUGGAGAUCUUUCUAGAAUGAUAAAGCAUUUUAAGAAACAGAAGAGGUUGAUUCCUGAAAGAACAGUUUGGAAGUACUUUGUUCAGCUUUGCAGUGCCUUGGAACAUAUGCAUUCUCGUCGUGUUAUGCAUAGAGAUAUAAAGCCAGCCAAUGUGUUCAUUACAGCUACAGGAGUAGUAAAGCUUGGAGACCUUGGACUUGGUCGAUUUUUCAGCUCCAAAACCACAGCUGCACAUUCUUUAGUUGGUACACCCUAUUAUAUGUCUCCAGAGAGAAUACACGAAAAUGGUUACAACUUCAAAUCUGACAUCUGGUCUCUAGGCUGUCUGCUGUAUGAGAUGGCUGCACUGCAGAGUCCCUUUUAUGGUGAUAAAAUGAACUUGUACUCCCUGUGCAAGAAGAUAGAACAGUGUGACUACCCACCCCUCCCUUCAGAUCACUAUUCAGAGGAACUGCGACAAUUAGUUAAUAUGUGCAUCAACCCGGAUCCAGAGAAGCGACCAGACAUAACCUAUGUCUAUGAUGUAGCGAAACGUAUGCAUGCACACACUGCGAGCAGCUAAACAGACAGCAGAUCAUGAAGAGCAGAAAUAACCAAGUACUUUAAAUAAAUCAUCCCACCUCUUUGUUUGUGUUACACAAAUGUAAUUAUUUGAAGCUUACUAUUGUGCUUUGAAUUGUAAACCAAUUUAUAUACAAGCUUUGUUGUUUUCUGUUGAUUUUCUAUUUUUUUUAUUUUUAUUAACUUGCAGUUAUACAACAGGUUUAAAUAUAUAAAGAGUAACUCUAAAAGAUAUCAGAACCACUGUUUUCCAUGUUAAGUGGGUUCAGAUAAUUUUCUUUAAUAACAAAAUUGUUGUUCAGUUGGGCCUCAGUUCUAAAACACAGUUGCACUUUUGCACAUGAUACAGAUAUAGGCUUAUUAUCCAGAAAGCAAAAUGUCUGAAUCUCUCACCUUUUUAGUAAUUUAUGGAAGGUAUGAAUCAGCACAGUUAACUUUAUUUUAAUCUUUGUUCUAAGAGGAAACAUUGAUUAUUAUAGAAGGUUAUUGUAUUUAUAUUAAAUUGUAGUUCGCAGUUCUCAGAGUAAGAGUAGACAGGUGAUAGGGUUAGUUCUCUGCUUGCCAAAUGUGAUGGGAAAAUAGUUUCAGGAAAAAUUGUCAUGCUGGACAUUUUUUGUAACACCCCUUUUUGAUUUGUUCUCUCAUAAUGCACAUAAAACAUUUGUUGGAGGUUUUCUGGGAAAAUUUAAGGUGUUGAUUCUGCAAUCUGAUCGUUUUCAAUAGGCUUGUGCAGCACUGCCCUGGGGCAAUAGAAGUGUGCAUAGUUAAGUCUUAAAAUCAUGCAGAUGCUUCUUGUAGCAAAAUAGGAUCUUCUGAGGCUAGCGUUUAUGAGAAGGUCUGAUUAAAAGACAUGAUCUUUUACAACUUCCCAACUGUUUAUAUGUAUGUCACUGUUUGUAGAUUUUUGUGUUUAAAAUAAUAUGAAUGACCUUACAGUAUAUUUAAUUUUUUUUUUCUUACAUACAGAAAUAUUUUGGAAAAAAUAUCAUAGUGUAGUAGUAUAACAAAAUAUAUUCUUCAUGAAUAUCUGGUUUUGUAUACUGUAACCUGAGAAUUAGUUUUAUAUUUAGCAGAAGUAAAAUUUAACUUUUAUGUUGAAGAGAAAGUUGCCACUUCUUUAUUUGGGAAAUAAAUAUCUAUGCAAAAUGUUUUAUAAAUACUUUAUUAGUUGAAAAGGAAAUUAAAAAUAUUUUUGUUAGACCUUAGUACCUUUUUGGAUAUGCUUAAAUAAUAUUUUUAUUGUUAAGGUAAGGAAGGUGCCUUGUUUUUAAUUGUGGUAGAAUGGGAGGACGGACUGAAAUUCUUGAGUUUCAAGACUGAGCUUUUUAUACAGAACUCUUAAAACAUAAUUAUUAUCAGUGAUAUUGCUAAGAAGCUGCUACAGUCAGUUAAGUAUUUUUCUUAUGUGGGAAAAAGAAGUUUAGUUUCAAAUAAAAGCAGCAUUAUAUACAUACAUGUGUAGGUUAUAUAUGGUGUCAGUCCCUGCAUGCUCAGUUUUGUUUUGUUUUUUCAUUCUUUGUCCGGCUUUAAUUUUUGAUUUGAUAUAAUGCUCAAAAAAUAAAAAUCCAGCUGCAGGGUUUGUGAAUGAAAUGUUCAAGCUAGGUCAGGUUUUUUUCUGGUUUUGUAUUUUUUAAAACUACAAAUACUAUGGAAACCGUGUUUGGCAAAAUACAGGAGUUUUUAAAUAGUAUGUGCCAGAUCAUCAGCUUAUCUUAAUACUUUAAAAAAAAAUUAUUUCUGUUUCCAGAUUUUGUUAGAACAAAUCUUUAGGGUUUUUUUCUAGCUUCUGUGUAUACUUAAUCUUGUAGAACUUCAGUGGAACAAUUUGUAGGGAGGAAGUAUUUGAGAAACCUUGAUUUGUGUCUAGCAGCCUCUAGAUUUGUUUUCAUCUAUUAUCUGAUUAUUGAAUUUUAAAAAAUUAUGGUUAUAUUCUCUAACAAUAGUUUCAUAUGUCAUAGAAUGAAAUGGUUUGUAUUGGAAAGGGUAGGACAAUACCUGCUUGACUGACAGGAUUAGCUCUUAAUAACGCACAAGUACUCAAACGAUUUUUAUUUCUUUUUCUGAAAUAAUACAGCAACAUUGAAAAAUCAUUGGAAAAAACCCCAAACCCAACACAGUCAGGCUAUUUUGCAUUAAUAUUGUGCAUCAAGUAUUGAACUUCCCCUAAAGAAAACAAUAAUAGAUUUUAUUAUUAUUACUGCUCCUGUCUUGAAGGAUACAUUGAGUAAAGAAAUAAUGAGUCAAGAUUUAACGAAUGUGCAUACUUAAGCAUUUAAAUGUUGUUGUUGGUUUUUAGUAUUUAUGAUUAAAUCUUGUGCUGAGAAAAAGAAGAAGUUGUUCCUAUUUUCAAAUCUGUAAAGGGAAUGGUACAGAUGGCUCUGGUACCAAACUUUAUAAUUAAGAAACCUGUACGAGUUAGUAGAAAUGCUUGUAUAACUGGGGAUUGUAGAAUCUAUCCCUGAAGUAAAGCACCUGGUAACAUAUAAGUCUGUUAUAACACUCCCAUGUGUGUGAUACACUUAUAAAAUAUUUUCUUGUAUAAAACACGAUUCUCUUUUUCAUAUGUUGUUGAUGACAUUUACACUAUUUAUUUUAAGCUAUGGCAUUACAUCUUUAUUUUCUUCAAAGAGAAUGUGUUAAAUUUCUAACCAAAAUGUCUGACUAGCUCCUCCUUUUAUUUCAGUAAUGCUACAGUAUUAACUUGCUUCGUGAGUGAACUUUGUGCUUUCAAUGACAUUGCAUAAAAUCUUCGUCUUGUCUUGAAAGAGCUCCCCUGCUUGUGGCAGUAGUCUAAUAGAAAUAAAACAUACAGGUAUUAAAUAUAAUGUAAAAAUAUAAUAUUUCUAUGAUAUUUUCAAACUUUUUUUUGUUAGAUAUAUAUAUGUUAAAGUAUAUACUACCUAUCUUGUGAACAGCUUACUGCUUCCAGUAGUUGAUUAUAGGUGGGUUUCCUUGGCUGUAACAAAAGACAGUAUAUUAAAAAAAAUCUUGUUCAUAUUAUUUGCAAAAAAUCUAUCUGAAGUACUACAUCAGAUAUGUUACAUCAGUCACAGUUAGCCCAAAAGAGUGUUGUUAUCUUAAAUUUAAAAACAAAUCUAAAAUUAUUUUCAAAACAUACAAAAAUAUCUUAGAUAAUUUAUAAACCAUGAGAAUAACAAAGAGCUCCCAUUAUGGCCCCAGUCCUGUGAGCUCUUGUUUAUAGGUAGGCUGUUUUUUAUGUAACUUCGGUAAUUUUGAGUGAACCUUGUAUACGCACAUGAAUAAACAGUAAUCAGUAGGGUGUACAGAAAUGAUGUGCUCAGCUCACUUUUUAUACUUGCUGUAUGUCAGUGGUUUGGUAGCAGGGAAUAAUGGGAUUUUCUUCCCCUCUUCUGUUGCACUCUAAUGAUCCAGCUACCAAUUCUACGAGCAGGCAAUAGAAGUAUGUCAUCUUUUUGUAAUGAACAGAAACUUUAAAACAUGCCAAUAUACUGGAAGAUGAUCUAUAGUAGUAGAAGCAUCUAAGAAAGCCACAAAGUGAAAUUCUUGACAGAGACUUGGAAAGAAGGACUUCUUACACCAGUGGUUCUCAGAUACCUCUGAAUGGGACCUAAAAUCACUGUGAUGUUUGUUUUCAACAAUCUGUCCAUUUAAUCUCUGUCUUUGCCGCUAUAAAGCAAGGUGAGAAUCUUAAUGACUGAAUUUGAAUGCUCGUGGCGAAUGCUGCGUCAGGUAUUUGAGCUGCUAGGAGCAGGAGCUUGAUGUGAAGGAGAGUCAAUGAAGACCUUCAUUGUGGGGAGUUAAUUGUAUCUGGAAGUAAAGGUGCUGGAUAGCAGAGUUCAAAUCACUGCUUUUCUAUAAUUUUUAAUAUUCUUUAACAGUCAGAAGUGUUUCCAAGCCUGCCAUAUCCCCAUAUCACCGAGCCAGUGGCAGUGCUGGUCUUCUGAAUUUCUGAUCUCUGGUUUGGUCUGGGUGAAGAACUAAACAUUUCUGGCUAGGAAUCCCAAGGAGGGAAAUACAGGUGCUGGGCAUGCCCAGUGAGGUGUUACUUAUGUUUCCAAACUCAAAUGUAAAUUUUUAAGGUUCUUUUUUCAAACUCUACUCCCUUCCCUGAACCUUUUUUAUUUUCAGUUGAUGCUUUUAAAAAAUUGUUUCCCUUUCAUAGUCAGUUCUGAAGUUCUGCGAUGCCUGCCUGCUGCUUCUGGUUCAUCUGUCCUGUUGUCUGCUCUAUCCUCUUCCUGAUUUGAAGUCCUCUGUGUCUAGUUUUCCUAACGACCAUUAGUUUGCUACUUGCUUUGUGACUUUGCUAAACACAACCCAUUUGUGUUUUCUCAAAUUUCAUCCCUCGCCAUGGGCAAUACCUGUUUUCCCCCAAGCCUCAAUAACUACUUAACUCCAUUGUUCUUCAUUCUGUUUUUCCAGUCUGAUGCCUUUGAUUUCUAGUUUUAGACAGAUUUUUCUCACUGCUUCAAUCAUUCCCAUGACCUUGUCUUUACUAAAUACUGUUCACUUUAUUAUCUCUCAUUUCUAAAUUCCCUUUCUCUGAUCACUACCUGCUCUCUUUCAGCUUAUCUGUCUUUCUCUCUCCUCUACCCUGUCACUCACUCCUUUUGGGAUCUCCCAUCUAUUAACCUUUCUGACUCCUUCACUCUUCUCAGCUGCCUCCUUCCUUCAUUGGGCUCACUUCCUUUGACUCACUGGUCUUUAUUUUCAUCUCUAUCUGCUUCUCUAUACAUGGUUUCUUUGGUUAUGUCUCACAUUGCCCUGUCUCCGUGCGUCUCCCCAGACAUUUUUUCUUGUUACUUCUUAAUUUCCAUUCCUGCCUUUCCGAAUAUCUCUGAAGGGUAUGUCAGCAGAACACAGCUUUGGACUAAGCUUUGCCUUACCUGUUCUAAUUCUCUUUCCAAAUGGACUUUUUUAAGCAUUUUUUAUCCCACUUAUUUUCUCUUAUUGAGCUUGCUUGCAGAUUUGCUGUUCAUUUUAGUUCUCCAUUCUUGAUACAAAAUGUUUCUUCAAACCUGAUCUUUUGCAUGCUAGAUCCUUUUCAAAAUUAUUUUUCAUUCUCCGAAUCUGUUUCUGAAUUGGGCUUCUUGGCCUCUUGUAUAUACAAGUUUGCCUCUUUUAUUUCUAUAUCUUUUAUGCCUCUCAUUCCUUUAAUUGAACAAUUUCUUCCUCUUGAAAGCUUCCACUUAUUUUCCUUCACUAGUAACCAAGUUCUCUUUUCCUCUAUCUUGAAGGGAAUGGCACCUGUCAUGCUAACUGGUUCUUUUUUUUAAUGCUUUGCCCUUUAGUCUCUGUUUGUCAUCCACUAAUUUCAUGUAACUGAGCAUCCUUAUUCCAGUUUGUUUCCAAGUUUUUGGCUUUACACUUGAAUUUGAAUGCCCCAAAAAUCUAGUGCUUCCUUCUGCAGUUUGGUUCUCUCGUAGUUCUGUCUCUGCACAGUUCCUUGAGUAUCCAGCCACAGUCUCAGACCUUUUAAGAUUCAGAGAUUUAAUUCUUCUUCCUAACUUUCUCUAAGUUUUCUAACAUCUCUGACAAUUUUACUUGCCUGUUUUCCAAGGCCACAACCUUUCUAUCUCUGACACUUCUCCCAUGCCUGCAUAUCAAAUGUCUCAAAGUUAGUUGUAUCAGAUUAUAGCCCUCUUCACUGUGUUCUUUCUUAUCUUUUAUCUUCACUGUUUUAAUCUAUGUCGUGACAUCUUUUCUCCCUUCAAAGUAUCAAAAUUGACAGGACUAAGCUGUCAUUGGGCUUUAGCUGUUUCAUGUGCUGAAAAAGGAACUCCGCCAAAUUGCUGCUGCUUUUGUGGUUUUGGGAGACUUGAGUCUCUUACCAAAUUUGGUAGAGCUGGAUCAGAUUCUGUUCCUCCAAGAACUUCAAAAGUCCUUGCAUUUGGGCCUUGAUUAGUUUUCUACAGCUUCAGAUAUAAAGUUUUUGCUCUUCAUUUCUUUGUAUUUACUGUAUGCAUCUUUGCCUUGUCUUGUUUCUGCGCAUAGAGCUCUCACUUGUUUUGUUGUUAUAGCAGCUUGAUUUGAGUGCUUUUACAUUGCUUGAAAUAAGAGUGUGCUUAAGAGCCUUCACUGGCUGGAUCCAGAGUGUUAGACACAAUGCUCCUUUUUGUUACUGUCCCACCGUUGCACUGGCUUCUCUUAUUUGCGGCCCUCUGUAUCUUGCCUAACUGAAUAUAUGCUGUGUUACACUGCAGGGUGGUGUAGAUACAGUUGAGCCAGCAGCAAACAAGGCAAUACUGCAAGUCCUUAUAAACAGUGCAAUGUUUAUUUGUCUUGUAGAAUAAGUUCUAAGUCUAGGAUGGUGCUCUGUGCUGUGCUGCUUCUCUGUCCACGCUACCCUAACUUAAAGCCAAAUCAGAUCUGCCUGUGUGGUGCACUGCAUAGUUUUCUGUGUAGGUGUACUAAUUGACUUCACAGUUUUAGGAGGCUUUCAGAUUUGGAAGACUGUAUGCUCGCAGAGAUGAACUGUUGAUAAAUUGUCUGACCUUUGACUGCUCAUAAUUAUCUUCAUACAUAUGUUGAGAUUGGGAAGCAAAAUUCUCCAUAAACCUAGGAAGUUUGAGGUUUGGGGACUGUAGGAUGUACAGCUGAAUGUCAAAUUGUUUGGUGUGUGUGGGUAUACAUGCAUUUAAUCACUGUUUAUUUGCACCAGAAUAAUUCUUUUCUUUUAGAGGAUCAGUUGCUUGUUGGCACAAAACAAAGACUUUUUUUUAGUACUUUUCGGGUUUUGUGUUUGGUUUUCGUUGCCGGUUUGUACCAUGUCAUACCAUUAGUUAAUUUGUUCUUCAACUGCCUUAAUGAUGGGUGGAGGCUUUACACCUUUUUGUCUGAUUGAAAUCUUCUGUUCGUAUGGAAAUAAAAAUAAAUGAAGAAAUUA
This is a messenger RNA of Strigops habroptila (Kakapo), 8034 nucleotides long. It is a transcript of the gene NEK7, whose product is annotated as NIMA related kinase 7. The record is from RefSeq and is a predicted model, not a curated record. Gene Ontology annotation, biological process: protein phosphorylation. The transcript has 11 exons. NCBI's taxonomy places the organism in Eukaryota, Metazoa, Chordata, Aves, Psittaciformes, Psittacidae. Gene Ontology annotation, molecular function: ATP binding; protein kinase activity. Bases 262 to 1170 code for a protein of 302 amino acids.